UCACUCUGUGAAUAAAAUCGCAAAUAGAACGAAAGAUAAGCUGGCUUUACCUCACCCGCCUGUAGCACGAUUCCAUGGCACUCUCCUUUCGGCCCGUCAUCCACCCCCGCGUCACCGACCGGUCACUCUUUCAGUUUCUCCCUCCCAAGCCUCCUCCUAUUCCGCCACCGUCCGUUCACCUCCUUCCGCUCACACGCCGCCGCCGCUUCCUCCUCUACUGCGUCGUUGACGGCUUCUCUGACGACGCCGUAUCCACGCGCAACUUCAACCGCGGAUUCACCGUCAUCGCUGCCAUGCUCAGCCGCGUCGAGCCCCUCGAUAACUCCGCCAUCUCCAAGGGCGUGUCCUCCGCUGCGCGCGACUCCAUGAAGCAGACCAUCUCCACCAUGCUCGGCCUCCUCCCCUCCGACCACUUCGCCGUAACCGUCACCGUCUCCAAACACCCCCUCCACCGCCUCCUCUUCUCCUCCAUCGUCACCGGGUAUACUCUGUGGAAUGCAGAGUACAGGAUGUCUCUGGCAAGGAAUCUGGAUAUAUCUGUUACCAGGGAUGAGGGGUCGGAUGGUGGAACACAUUCGGGGGUUUUGGAGGUGAAGGAUGGAGCAAAAACAGAGGGUAAUGAGAAAAUGGAGGUUGUUAAUCAUUUUGAAAAUUGCAGCGGUAGCCUGAAAGAGUUUGGUGAUUUGCCUCCUCAAGCUUUGAGUUACAUCCAGCAGUUGCAGUCUGAGUUGACAAGUGUGACAAAGGAGCUGAAUGCCCAAAAGAAGGAAAUGAUGCAAUUAGAACAUGAGAAGGGAAAGUGGAACGAUUUGUUGGAAUAUCUUCGGUCUCUAGAUCCUGAUAUGGUGAAUGAAAUGGCUCUGCCUUCAUCAGCAGAAGUGGAGGAUAUAAUUAACCAACUUGUUCGGAGCAUAUUGAGAAGAUAUUUUGGAGAUGAUGCUAGCUCUAAUGUAACGGAAAAAUCAGUUGAAGGAAACAUGGACAAUCACUCAGACAGUAGUGAGGAGUUUAGUGUCACGUUAAAUGCUUCUCGGGAUUACCUAGCAAAGUUGCUUUUCUGGUGCAUGUUAUUGGGUCACCACUUGAGAGGGUUGGAGAAUAGACUGCAUCUGAGUUGUGUCGUUGGACUGUUGUAGAGAAGUUCAUAGACAUGUAUAUUCUUUUCUUCCUCUUUUUCUAUUUAUAUCCCUUCUCCCUUCUCAUAAUUAUUUUUUUUUUCCGUUCAAUGAAAAAGUCUUAGUGUCAAAUGAAUAUUCUCCUUGCUCCUGGCUCUCUUUCUCUUGAUUGUGAAUACUCAUUUAUGGGUCUUAGUCUAUA
Vigna radiata var. radiata (mung bean) is the source of this 1317-nucleotide messenger RNA. RefSeq lists its product as uncharacterized. The transcript has 5 exons. NCBI's taxonomy places the organism in Eukaryota, Viridiplantae, Streptophyta, Magnoliopsida, Fabales, Fabaceae. Bases 75 to 1136 code for a protein of 353 amino acids. The record is from RefSeq and is a predicted model, not a curated record.